GGCGACAGUUGCCUCGGAUGCACAGCAUAAGAAUGCAGAGCCCAGCGUUUUGUUGGGCAGCAUUCACAACAUCGCACAUGGCGGCGUUACCGGUGGCUUGGGCGGCACUUGCGACGAGACGAGGAUUGUAGACAGCCCAUUGGAACCCGGAGAUGUUGGUUGCGUGUUCCCUCGUGAGAUUGUCGAUUUCAUCAUCGACCAUCUUGGCCAGCCAGAGUCUCGCAGUGUCUUGCAAGAGUGCUGCCUAGUCUGUCGGGCCUGGGUUCCUCGGGUGCGACUCCACCUCUUUAGACGUAUCAAGAUCCGCGUCGAAAAACUAGGUGGCGAUUGCAAUGAUCCGCGACAGGAUACUCUGCACGCAUUUUCCGCAUUCCUGUCCCAAGCUCCCCCUUCAGUAACUCAUAACAUACGUGAGCUGGAGGUUUCAGGCGUCCGACCACGGCCGACAGUGUCUCUUACAUCCAUUUGGAACGUGGCCAUCAAACUACCUUCCCUACACACCCUUCGUACCUCUUUCCUAAGAAUCGUUGGUCGCAUUGAACAUCGGGAUGCAGUUCACUCCUUUACAUCUCUGCAGCUGGACAGUUUUAUAAGUAUUGACGCAUUCCUUGGCCUCCUCCUGCUUUCUUCUAACCCGAUAACACUCGAAAUGUCCCCAAUCGCACUCGUCUUCGGCGACAUUGCAGAAGGUGUCAAUGCUUAUAUGAAGCCAUCACCACCGGCGUGCGUGAGGCUGCGAAGUUUGACGCUUUUCAGAGAUCAUAUGAACUCUCUAUUCGCGGGCCAUCUUCUCCCUAUGAUAUCGGAGAAUGCGCUGACCAGUCUCUCCUUGUGGUGCAUUGUCACCGACGAACAAAUGGAUCUGAGAAAUGCGGGCAAGCUCAUCCGCCACGCUCACCGGACACUUGAACAUCUAAGUCUCAAGUUGAGUUCGUCGCUGGAUGAUGAAGGUACACAAGAGAUAGCUCGCACGGGCCUCAACUUGGAUCUGUGCACGUCGCUCGCCUCGUUUGACCUCAAUCUGUCAUAUACACGUACAUUUCUGCGUCUGUUCGUUCGCACACUCUUCAAGGAGCUCUUCUCUCGACGCCCAGAGCAUAUACGGACACUCCAGUUCAUAGUUUUUCGCGUCGACAGCCUUGACGACAUCACGGGACUCGACCAGACUCUGCACUCAUCCAUGCCACCUGGCUCGAGCACCAGGGUUCGUCUGGCUUGGGGUGGCUUUGGACCUGCGAGAGCCGUAACACCUGAAGAACGUGAUGCCUUCGUGGAAGCCAUGCCCCUGCUGCGUGAUCGUGGACGACUCUACUUUCACCCCGAUGGCGAUUCCAACCUAUCUAUUCCGUGGAAUGCCUGUGCUGAGGUGCACGGCUGUAGAUAAUCUUGUAGUGAAUUGAAUGG
Molecule: messenger RNA, 1404 nt
Organism: Phanerochaete carnosa HHB-10118-sp
Lineage: Eukaryota; Fungi; Basidiomycota; Agaricomycetes; Polyporales; Phanerochaetaceae
Exons: 4
Coding region: 650-1384 (244 amino acids)
Source: RefSeq, a predicted model, not a curated record